Cydia amplana is the source of this 935-nucleotide messenger RNA. RefSeq lists its product as uncharacterized. The record is from RefSeq and is a predicted model, not a curated record. Bases 180 to 935 code for a protein of 251 amino acids. NCBI's taxonomy places the organism in Eukaryota, Metazoa, Arthropoda, Insecta, Lepidoptera, Tortricidae. The transcript is spliced from 5 exons.
AUUUGGAUUCACAUUACAUAGAGACUUGCAAAGCAAAUAGUGGGGCCAUUAGAUUUCAAGUCAAGUCUAAUUCAGGAUGUGCACAACUUUAUUUAUCCGGAAUAAAUCCUCCACACAAAAACCUUUUUGAUAUAACUUUAUCUCAUGAAUCCAGAAUUGGAAACCUGGAGACCAGAAAUAUGGACAGCGCCUCAGCUGUAACUACCUUCAUUAAUUUGAUAGAACAGUUCCAAGAGUUCUGGCUGACCUGGUACAAUGGCGACAUUUGUCUGGGUGUUGGUGAAAACUCAGAGCCCUUCCUUAGAUACAAAUAUCAAAAUAAUGAAAAAGAAAUGAUUGGAUACAUCAAAUUGAUUAAAAAUGCAUUGACAGAGUGGAUAUAUGAAAAAUCGCCUAUCAUAUCAAGAGUCCUACAACCAAAGAAGUUACAAAGUGGUGAAUUACGUUGGGUAACCCUCAUUGACCAUAAGUUACCACCUGACGCUCUGAUAGCGGGGUUUGAGAAAGAGCCUUUGUAUAUAGCUUGUGCAUUGCAUGGACAUUCUACGUGCCCGGGAAAGUAUGUACCGUCGAAACGGAAAGCUUUCGUGCCGUGGGGCGGCAGGGAACAUGCGAAAGAUCAUUUCCAGGUCCUCUGCGGCUACAACGCCACUUGGGUAAAAACCGGCUCGAACAAGAUACCCCAAAACGCUUUCAUCGGCGGUAUUUCCGAAGUCAGACAGGAGCCCCUUUACAUCGGAAGAGCCGUGCAUGAGGGCAACCUUAUCAACGGCAAGAUACACGUCAUAUACCAUACCUGCUACAUACCCUACGAGGGUACGGAGAUUGAGAAGUACGACCAAUUUGAAGUGUUAGUGUUGCCAGACCAAAAUUAUCGUGGAAUAUUGGGAGUUCCCGAAUUCGAUAUGUCAACUUCUGUCUCAUUUCAAACAUAG